Molecule: messenger RNA, 1077 nt
Organism: Colletotrichum truncatum
Lineage: Eukaryota; Fungi; Ascomycota; Sordariomycetes; Glomerellales; Glomerellaceae
Source: RefSeq, a predicted model, not a curated record
AUGGGAAACCAAAACUGCCACGCUGAGAUCAUCUUUGAGGACGGUGUGAAGUGGCUUGCGCGAUUUCGACUUCCUAGGACAACUUCGCCUCCGCAAGAAGUCCGCGACUUCAUCCUUCACAGCGAAGUAGCUACAAUGUCCUACCUCCAACAACACACCCGUCUCCCCACUCCGAAAAUUUUUGAUUGGGCCUGCGAAUCCGAUCCGGGAAAUCAGCUUGGGGUUAGCUAUAUCCUUAUGGAAAAGCUCGACGGAAGGCCUUUAGAUUGGCAGACGGCGAGUUCAUCUCAAAGGGAGAAGAUCAUGCAACAAUUGGUGGACGUAUUUCUCGAAAUCGAUAAGCAUCCUUUCGAAUCAAUGGGUUCACUCACCAUGUCUAAUAGCGUUCCUGGCAGUUUUGACAUGCAAGGGUUUGCACAACAAUCGACAUACUGGAUGGGAGCCGGGAGGGGGUUGGGUCCGUUUUCUUCCCCAUUGGACGGGUACCGCGCUAUAGUCGAGUCAAAUCUCUCAAUGAUAGCCAGCGGCGAACUUGCCGCCUACUACCCGUUGGAGGCUUACCUUACACAUCGCUUCCGUCUGGAUGUUAUUGGCAGCCUCUGGAAAGAUAUUUCCAGUAGAAGCCAAUUCUUUCUCAAGCACCCGGAUGACAAAGGAGACCACAUUUUGGUCAAUGAUACCUUCGAUAUUGUCGGAAUCAUAGACUGGGAAUGGACUUGCGUAGUUUCCCGUGCCGAAGCCUUCUCCUCCCCAUUAAUGAUGUGGCCUGUCACCAAAUUUUACAACAGUCUCAACGAGCUAUCCCCAGAUGAACUGAGAUUCGCUGAAAUAUUUCGAGAAAGAGGUCGACAAGACCUCUCUGACUGUAUACUCGACGGCAGGAAGAUUCAGAGAUUUCUAUUUGCAUUGGGUCUGGAGACUCCCCGGGACGAAAGAACCAUUAUUGAUCUUUUUAAGGGUCUUCAACGAGCAUUCGGCUAUGAGGAUGAAGCGUGGCAGGUAUGGAAGUACAAGGUUCUCAAAGAGUGGAAAGACGAUAAAUUGCUCCAGAUAUUAUUAGAGCCAUCCGAAAAUUAG